This is a messenger RNA of Fusarium verticillioides 7600, 1998 nucleotides long. RefSeq lists its product as hypothetical. The transcript has 2 exons. The record is from RefSeq and is a predicted model, not a curated record. The coding region runs from base 1 to 1998 and encodes 665 amino acids. Lineage: Eukaryota; Fungi; Ascomycota; Sordariomycetes; Hypocreales; Nectriaceae.
AUGGUUGCCAUCGCAAGCGGGUUGUGGUGGGACCACUCAAAAACAACAAUCUUAGCCGCCACUCUGACAUUGCCACUUGAUUACAGCAACCUCCUCCUCUCAGGCCUAACUAUCCUCGUUACCAUCGCCGGAUCAAGUUUCUGGAACAUCCUUUCUUUCGCUCUUCAUAAUUGGAAGGCGAGAAGCGAGAACCCCAGUGCUCUCGACCUUCAGCACCAGGUCAGCCUGAGGAACUCUGCAGGUGCUACCCAAACCCUGUGGGAGGCUCUCAAGAUCCACAGAGCUUGGUCAAAGAACAGCAAAAGGCCAAUCGUGAAGCAGACGUGUUCUGUGGCAGUUCCGGCUUUGAUCGUCUCAGCAGGCUUCGCUGCCGCGGCGCUGUUUACGUCAAGAGUGGCCAAUAAAUCUUACAGCACCGUCGUUGCACGAGUACAGCCGAGUAAUUGCGGAUUCUGGUUCUUCAAUACCACCGGCAAAGAUGAUCUCCCUGCACUUAGCGCAAUGGGAGCAAAAGGGCAAAACGACACCCGCCGGGCCCGCAGCCAUGUCGCCAACUUCUAUGCCAACACUAGCAGCUCGACAGCUCCAUCGGUAUUUAUCCGGCCCACUCUUCCAUACGAUAUUAGCAGUUCCGCACCUUGCCCUAUCCCGGCCCAAGAACGCUGUAUUCCAGGCCCCAAUCAAGCGUUUCGCAUCACUUCGGCCUUUCUAGACUUUCAUGAAAUGCUAGGAAUAAAUGCCAAGUUCGAAGACCGAGUCAGCAUACAGCUGAGCUUAACUUGUUCUCCUGUACAUACGGACGACCUCGUCCAGGAAAUUCAAAACGAAGAUGGCGCUUUUAUGGAAUUUUUCCUCGGGCCUAUUUUUGGCUUGACAGAUUACACGUACAGAUACAACAAAGCAAUUGGAAAUAAGACUGGAAUUGGCUAUUUGAUUCAGUCCUAUCCCACUUUCGCCAAUAGCAGUUUGUCGAGCAACCCUUCGCUUUGGAGGCCGAUCCCGGAUUUUAGCCCCGCUGACGCCGAUGUCACUGUUCAUUUCUUAAGUCAAAAUAACAUAGCAUACCUGGCCCCCGUUAAUGAUCCAUGGUUCUCUGCCAACGGAACCCAAAAUAUAACCUAUCAGGGCCUCACUAUAUUUGCCUCUGAUCGCAACGUCGACACUAUGGUUUGCGCUGAUCAGUAUGUUUUGUGCAAUCCAUCCAUUGCAUCAUGCACUUCUCCAGCCGGUAUUCUCAGCCUUGUAAACAGCCUGGCGAGUACUACCCUGAACUUUAGUACAGCCCAGCUAUCGACAGCUGAUCGAAUUAUCUACUCCCUAGCACAGUCGAAUACGUAUACAACUGUAGCAAACCUCGGUACAGCGGCUCUGUGGGCCAACAAUAUGGUAACCGGGCAUGUCUCGUUCGGCCUACCGGAGGAUCAGUGGAAGACUGAAGUCAUCGGCUGGUUUCAGACCAACCUUGCCAUGCUACAGGCGUAUGUGGUCGAUUUUGCCUCCAACACAGCGGACUUGGGUGCUUUCGGAUACGUUGAACCGCCUGGGAAUCGUCAUCAGCGGGACCAGUGCACCAACCAGCUGGUACAGGCCGUCGGCGAGGUACAGAACUUCAGUGUUUGUGGGAUGCUUAUCAUCGUUUGCGUCAGCGCUGCCUUGAUACUGCUGGAUUGCUCGCUCGAGCGCAUUGUUGAUUUAGUCGUCGAUUUCUAUAAGCGUGAUUCAGUGGCCAGGCGAGCGAGACAGGCAGACAACAAGCUACACCUUUUACGUAUGGCGUUGGGGGGGGAUGAUUGGGUGCUCGGGCGAUGGAAUAUUCCUGUGCAGGAUAGUGCUGCGAUAUAUAACAGGCCUUGUGGCUCAAAGCAGCUUGUAUCCUAUGGAACCUCUGAGGCAGGACUUACUGGAGAGGAUACCGGAUGCGUGCAGGUAGGCAAGCAAGGCCACUUUAAAGGGGUAACAGAUGUCUUUAGAAGUCAUGAAGUAGAUAGCUCUGUAUAG